UUUCUCCUUUUUUUCCUCUUUCGGUAGGCGGAGGUGGAGAUGGUGGUGUCGUGUUAGGGGUGAGGUGAGAGGAGGAACUGAGGAAGAGGUGUCGCGGCGAAUUGGAUUGCAAUGGUAUGGUGCCGUACGUUGUUCAAUCGGAAGAAUGGGAGGACGGAGCGAGUGACUGCAAUGGGAAGCAGUUGAGGCGGGCGAUAGGUAGAGGUGUAGGGAAGGGAGAGAGUUGCAGCGAGGAGGAGGAGGAGGAGGCGUGGCAGCAGUUGUGGGUGGGAACGUAGGAAUUGGAAGGUGGCGGACUGUUCGAUUUUCCUGCUCUUUGGUUGAAUGGGGUUGCGGUUCGGGGAAGAGCGUCUGAGGAAAGAGUCAGGGGGAGAUUGGGAGGAGAGUUGACUCGGACUGCAAAAUUGAGGCGGUUGAUUGAAGUCCUCGAGGUCUUGUGUUGUAGAGUCGUUCCAGGGUGUAUUAACUUGAAGGUGGAUAGGGAGGUGCGGAAGUUACAUGGAGAGGCAUGGCAUGUAGUAUGAAGAAAUGAUGAGGGGAUUCGUUAAGGUGACCUUGGUGCUCCACGAGCGUAUGCUCGUUCGCUACUUGCUUUGUUUGACGCAAAUUUGCGAUUGAUGAGAGUCGGGGCUAAUCAGUGAAAAUUAUAUGAAGGAGAACGUUGCGGAGAAGAGCUUGGUGAAGGUCGGUCAAGGUUUCAUAUCAGCGUAGGGGAUCAAAUCGUGGAACGGAACCCAGGAUGAGAGCGAUUGCUGAUCUUUUAAUUUGUUCGUGAGAUAGUUGUCUUUGUAUUUGGCUGUGUGAGGCUGGGAUUUGUAUUUUGUUUCUUUUUGAAAUUGAAGGAAGCAGAAGAAUUGCGGUUUAAAUUAGUCAGGCGGAAGUAGGAGAUUGUGCCUCUGAACAGAGUGGGAUAGUCCGGAAUUGUGCGCCUGCAGCGUGGUCUUAAUUUUACAACGCCUAGCUUGAGAACAGAUUGGUCGUUAAUUUGUUGAAGAACAGUAUCGGUAUCGUCUUUGAACUUAUCAAGAUUACUUUGGUACUGAUACGGCCUGGCCAGGGUACAAGUCUCUCUCAGAACGCUUGCAGGGCAGACCGAGGCGAGUGAGUUUCCAACGCGCUAUUAACGUAACCGUCUCUCCUGUGUAUGUGUGUAACGGUAUUAGUUGCUGGAGUAGGCAAUCACUGCAGAAGUAACGUAAUUGUGAUUAUUCUCGAAGAGUAGACAUGAAACAUGAUUGCAGACGCGUCUAUUCUUUCAGGCAUCAGAGCCCACUUUUAACGAUUACAGGGCUUCUGAGUUCGGUUUGAGUCGGAGUUUAGGAACUGCUUGCCUUCGUUCAAUUUGGCACAAACAGAAAACGAAAAUGGUUGAGUGAUGCUUUUGAGAUCAAGAAGGCUGAGAGGCACGAGAGAGAGAGAGAGAGAGAGAGAGAGAGCUUGAGCGAGCGAGCGAGCGAGCGAGUGAGUUUCGGCGGUUUGAUCUCUGGUCUAUCUCGAAGACGUUACGUUCAACAAGCAAUUCUCACUCAUGCGCCUUAAUAAGUUGCCUUUCUUUCGAACUUUUCAUUCAACUCCGCGCAUCAAAUAAUUCGCCGAGACAUCGCUGUUCAUACUGUUCCGCUGCUUUGGGGGCUACCUGAUUUUUUGAAAGAGUUUUAGUUACGAGUGUCUCUUUUCUUAUAACUCAGCUUCUUCUCUUGUCCCUGGUACUAUUUUAAAGCCUUGAAUCUGUAAUUCUCUUGGUAGGCUGCCUAAUUAACUGUUCCCUGGCGUUUCGAGGUUCACUCUUGUACAGCAUGGGUGAUGAAAGAAGAAUUUAGAGGAAGAUGUGGCAAGGAUUUCCUUAGAAGGAUCAGUUUCCCCCUUGUCUGUGUCACGUGGUCAAGGCUGGGUGUCUAUCGAGGCGUUUGCUUGUGUGCUAUAUUAGAACCUAUAAGGCCUUCUCAUCCCUAUGCAUGCUGCCGUUUGGCGAGUUAUCUUUUGAUAUUGACAAGUAAGGAUUUCUGAUUUGGGAGCUGGCAUGCGCUGUUUCAGCAGCCUCUAUUCCUUGUGGCACUCCACCCUUUAACCUAUGUGGGAGCGUCAACAACUAGCUUGUGACAUGGUAAUGUAGUCAUAUCAUCUUAUUGAGGCCACCAUACGGAGGUAAACUACACCUCACUGGUUUCAUGAGAUAACAACUUUGCGGAAACUCAAGCCGCUGGAUGGUUUCUUGAACUCCAUCCCCAUGGGGCCGUUUGGAAGAGUGGUGAUAGGUUCGAUUGUUUCUAAGGAUAUCGGGAAAAAGAAAGACGCUGGUGGCAAGGAAGGAAAUAAGAACAAGAAAGGAGCAGAGGAGAAUGAGGUGAGUAAGGGAACAGAUGAAGAUGCCCUUACGAAUGGUGUCAAGAAAGAUGCGGGUGAGAAAUGGAGUUCGGCGAGGCUGUUUAGCUGGAGCAAAGACGACUCCAGCAGAGGAAGCGGUGAAAAGGUCGAGAAGGGUAGGCGAACAUCUGCUCCAGGGAAGGUCCAGACUAACCCCGGUGAUUCAAAGGCGGAGUUGACCUCAUUUUUAAGCAACGAAUUUGGCUCCGCGUUGGGGUUAAAUCGUAUCAAGACGCGCUCUGGACCUUUGUAUACUACCAGCACACGAUCCGGUCCAGUCUUCGCAGGUACUCUUCAGAGCAGAUUUAAUAUUGGAAACGAGAAAAGUGAGGAAGUGCCUGGGAAGGAUUACUCAUCUUGUUCGCCAGGUGUUCGAAAAGCUGCGAAAGCUGCAAAAGUUCACGCAAGGGACUCUGUUUCACCCAAGGACUCAUUUACAGAAGGUGGUAGCAAUUGUAGAGGACGAAGAUGUUUGGAAGCAGAGUCGAGGGAAGUGCUUUCGAGCUGCAGCACGGAAGGGAGUUCUGGUCCCCUAUUUGUUCCGGUUUCGAAUUUGGGCUUGGGCAGUGGUAAACUUGCAGAUAGAUACUUGUCAGAAACAAAUCAUUCAUCCGAAGAUGCCAUAUCGCCUAGUGGGAGUACGAGGAACGAAGUUUCAACUGGUCAGGUCUCACAGCCAGGGUCAGCUAGUAGUCUGGUAGAUAUCGAUAGCAAUUUCGACACUGGUUCAAUCGGAAGGAAUUCCAUGCGAGGAAGCUUUGUAGGGUUUCAGCAUGCGCGAAGCGUCCCUGCAGUAGAUCCGUUUAUCGAUGAAUCAAGAUCUCGUGGGCUCUCUAAAGUCAACGGAGAGGCGGUCAGAUGUUGUGAUCUAAUGAUGCAAGAUAUCGAGACCGAUCUUCCGAAGGAGAUCGAGUCGCCCAGAUUUCAAGCACUGCUGCGCAUGACUGGCGGUCCACGGAAAGGAAAAACAACUGACAUCAAGAGCUUCUCACAUGAACUCGACCCUCGGGGUAUGAGAUCUUACGAGUUUCCGCGGCCUCACAACCUGCAUGAAUUGGAGGAAGAUGUUUGGUAUCUUGGAUCGCAGGAGGUUAUGGCAGCUCUUGGAGCACGUUUUCAUACAGCGAAGGAUGAAGUGAAUGCAGAAUUGGCAGUUUUUGCUGGGGACCUGGUGGAAGUACUUGAAAGUUGUUCUGAUAUGGAUCCGUAUCACGAAGAGAGGAUAGAAGACUUGCUAGUAUUGGCUCGCGAAUAUGCCCUCAUGGAUCCCCAAGUAUUUCGGAGGCAGUGUGAAGCAAUCGUCCAGGAGUUGGAUGACAAACGGCAAGAACUUCCUAUGGGCAUCCUGAAAAGGCUACAUACACGGAUGCUCUUCAUACUCACUCGUUGCACACGUCUCCUUCAGUUUGAAAAAGAGAACGGUUUAGAUGAGGACGAGCUUCACAGGCUUCAGCAGCAGGCUAAAGGUGGCUCUUCUAUGGGAAGCUGGAGUACCGUGAUUGGCUGGAAAGAGAAAGGAAAAGCUCUCCUAAACGUUGGUAAAAACCCCAGGCUCAAUGCAUCUUCGAAGCCUCAUAUUCAGGAUGGAGCCUCCAAAUCUCCAGGGAAAAGAGUUUACGAUGAAGCUACCACUUCAGGAACUUCUGCUUUUUCCGACGUUACAGAACAAGAAGUGGAAUUGGGGGAAGAGUCCACUAUGAAAAUACCAGGUGGUUCUGUAAGUCCAGUUCAUUCCCUCGUGGCUGAUCCGCUAGCAAGUUGGAAAAAUUUCACUAUUGCUCCACCAAACGAACUGGAACCGCAUGGAGCGGUAUCAAACAUUGAGACUGAAAUAGGUUCAGAUGUAUAUAAAAAAUCCGGAAGCCCGCAGUCAAAUGCCCAUGAAGGUAUCAGAACCAGCGCGUCGUUAAAAGAGGCGCACCGUAUGCCUUCCUCAAAGAGGCACCAGCGAGUUUCAUGGGGUCAUUGGACGUAUCAAACUGAAGUUUUAGAUGACAACCUAGAUUUUAUUUGCAGGAUAUGCGAAGAUGAGGUUGCAACGUCACGCUUGGAGGAACAUUCUAGAGUGUGUGCCUUGGCUGACAGAUGUGAUCAGCAAGGGCUUGAUGUUGAUGAUCGUUUACGAAGAAUAGCGGAAACUUUAGAGAGAAUGGCUGAAUCGUUCACACCCAAAAGCUUCAGCAUGGUUGCUGGUGGUAGUCCUGAGACUGCGAAAACAUAUAGCCCCAAUAACGGAGGCUGUAGCUCAGAUGGAGGUUUGUCAGAACGAUGCAACUCCUCCUCUGCACUCAACGAUAAAGUCAGGGGUGAGCUUCUAAGACGAGGGUCUGAAGAAAUGUUGGAAGACCUUCAUGAGAUCGUUGCUGCUAGCAUAGGUGAUGAUAAUAGGAGUUUCAACGCAAUUACUUGUAAGACGCGAUUCGGUCCGAAGGUUGAACAAUCAUUUAUUCCAACUUCUUCAUCCAAUGGAAGUGUUCUAGGUCCAGCCUCGUCAGCUGGAAGUCUGACUCCCCGCUCUCCACUUACCACACCGCGGAUAAGCCAGAUUGACUUAUUACUUUCAGAUCGAAACAAUUUCAGCGAGGUUGAUGAUACUUUACAGCUAAACGAGCUUGCUGAUAUAGCCAGAUGUAUAGCUGGUGCUCAGCCGAAAGAAGGCGGUGCUGAUAACGGCGCUGAGUAUAUAGUGUCAUGUUUGCAUGACUUGCAAGACGUUCUGCGCUGUAACAAGGUCGAGGCACUAGCUGUCGCUACUUUUGGAAAGCGAAUAGAGAAGCUUUGCAUGGAGAAGUACCAUAAAUUCCUUGAAAUCCUUGACCCGAAUGCUGUAGAGGCUGCAAGCAGUGCUGGAGAAGAGGAGAUUCUCGAAGAUGAUACAUUCCAUAGUUUUAAGUCUACUCCCGUUCACCUAUCGUAUAAGGAUCGCACCACAAUAGAUGAUUUUGAGAUCAUUAAACCUAUAAGCAGAGGUGCAUUUGGGCGGGUGUUUUUAGCCAGGAAAUGCACAACUGGAGAUCUAUUUGCUAUCAAGGUUCUAAGGAAGGCAGACAUGAUUCGUAAGAAUGCUGUUGAGAGUGUAAAAGCUGAGCGUAAUAUCCUUAUUUCUGCUCGAAAUCCCUUCGUGGUUCGAUUCUUUUAUUCGUUCACAUGUCGGGAUAACCUUUACCUGGUAAUGGAAUAUCUGAAUGGUGGCGACAUGUACUCCAUGUUGCGAAAUCUUGGAUAUUUGGAGGAAAGUUUGGCUCGUGUGUAUGUAGCAGAACUGGUGUUAGCAUUGGAAUGUCUGCACUCCUUAGGUGUUGUACACCGAGAUCUCAAACCAGACAACAUUUUGAUUGCUCAUGACGGCCACAUCAAGCUCACAGAUUUUGGUCUUUCGAGAGUAGGCCUUAUCAACAGUACAGAUGAUUUAUCAGGUCCUGCUACAGCUGGGACUAUGCUUAUGGAGGAAUCUGUGAAAAACCAGAGUCUUUCUCCUAAGCAUGUGCAUCAAAGAAAGAUACGACAACAGCGUUCGGCUGUGGGAACCCCUGAUUACUUAGCUCCAGAAAUUUUACUCGGGACUUCCCAUGGUCCUGCUGCUGACUGGUGGUCCACAGGGGUUAUUCUUUUUGAGUUUCUAACAGGCAUUCCUCCAUUUAACGCGGAAUAUCCUCAGAUCAUCUUUGACAACAUCUUGAACCGACAUAUUCCUUGGCCUGCAGUUCCAGAAUACAUGUCCCAUGAGGCCCAAGAUUUGAUCGACAAACUCUUGACCGAGGAUCCUAAUGAACGUCUUGGUGCCAAGGGUGCUGCAGAGGUGAAGGCUCAUCCUUUCUUCAAGGAUAUCAACUGGGACACACUUGCCAGGCAAAAAGCUGCAUUUAUUCCAAGUCCCGACGGAGCGCAUGACACCAGUUACUUCGCAUCUCGGUAUGCUUGGAAUUCUAAUGAGGGCAAUUUUGAACCUGAUCCUCACUUUGACGAAAGUGAUGAUGAAAGCACUAGCAGUGGCAGCACAAGUGAUUCUGAUGAUAGGCCCGAAGAAGCGGUUACGCGCAAGCCAAUGAAAGACCCAAAUAACGCUGCGGUACCCAAAAGCCAUAAAUUUGUGAGGGAUGAGUGCGGAGACAUGGCUGAGUUUGAAAGUUCAUCCUCCUGUAAAUAUACCUUCAGCAACUUCUCUUUCAAGAAUCUAUCCCAACUGGCAUCUAUUAACUACGAUCUUCUCCAACAAUCCGAACGACGGGACUCACCAAAAGGUUCCAGAUGAUGUAAAAAAUCCAAAAAGAACCACUAACAAAAUUUGAGGCUUGACUUUUUGCGCUGGGGGCUCCCAGAAGGUGAUCCACCUUCGGUUCCAGAGAGCUAUGACAGUCAGAGAUAUGAUUCUCUGUACAUUUACGGCUCCGGUACCUUUCCUGUACCAUGUCAUCGUGUACCAUACUUGUACCAUGUGUCCACUUGAAUUUGCCUUUGCAAGUUCUGCAAUUUUGCUCUGUAGUAAAGCCCCAUCAAAUUCUGCGAGAAGUUGCACCUUGGAACAGUUUUGCUUGGGAAGAGACUGAUGUAUACCACGAGAGAAGGAUCCAGCUGUAGCUUAUCUGAGUCGAUUGACACGGCACUUAACAGAGACGACCAACAACUGUAUACGUA
Molecule: messenger RNA, 6999 nt
Organism: Physcomitrium patens
Lineage: Eukaryota; Viridiplantae; Streptophyta; Bryopsida; Funariales; Funariaceae
Source: RefSeq, a predicted model, not a curated record